Salvia hispanica is the source of this 1059-nucleotide messenger RNA. RefSeq names its product small ribosomal subunit protein eS4z. Gene Ontology annotation, biological process: translation. Gene Ontology annotation, cellular component: ribosome; cytosolic small ribosomal subunit. The record is from RefSeq and is a predicted model, not a curated record. Gene Ontology annotation, molecular function: structural constituent of ribosome; RNA binding. Lineage: Eukaryota; Viridiplantae; Streptophyta; Magnoliopsida; Lamiales; Lamiaceae.
AUUCGUAUUAUAACUCCGCCACUAGGGUUUGCGCUUCUCACUUGAGCCGACUACCGACAGAAGCUGCGGAAGCGCCGCCGUGUUCUGCAUCCACCACCUGCAACAUGGCUAGAGGAUUGAAGAAACACUUGAAAAGGCUCAAUGCCCCAAAGCACUGGAUGUUGGAUAAACUGGGUGGUGCUUUUGCCCCCAAACCAUCAUCUGGUCCCCAUAAAUCUAGGGAGUGCUUGCCUUUGAUUCUCAUUCUGCGAAACAGAUUGAAGUAUGCUUUAACUUACCGUGAGGUAAUUGCCAUUCUGAUGCAACGCCAUAUCCUUGUUGAUGGGAAAGUAAGGACUGACAAGACCUACCCUGCUGGAUUUAUGGAUGUGGUCUCGAUCCCCAAGACCAAUGAAAACUUCCGUCUGCUGUACGACACCAAGGGUCGUUUCAGGCUCCAUUCUAUCAGGGAUGAGGAAGCCAAGUUCAAGCUGUGCAAAGUCCGCAAUAUCCAGUUUGGCAAGAAAGGCAUUCCUUAUCUCAACACUUAUGAUGGAAGGACCAUCCGUUACCCCGACCCUCUCAUCAAGGCCAAUGACACAAUCAAACUCGAUCUUGAGAGCAACAAGAUUACUGACUUCAUCAAAUUUGAUGUAGGUAAUGUUGUUAUGGUUACUGGCGGUAGGAACAGAGGGCGUGUUGGUAUUCUCAAGAACCGCGAAAAGCAUAAGGGAAGCUUUGAGACUGUCCAUAUCCAGGAUGCAACUGGGCAUGAGUUUGCCACCCGAUUGGGCAAUGUCUAUACUAUCGGAAAGGGUACCAAGCCAUGGGUAUCUCUACCGAAGGGCAAGGGUAUUAAGCUAUCUAUCAUCGAGGAGGCUAAGAAGAGGAUUAGUGCCCAAGCUGCUACAGCUUAGAUUCGUGAUGGUCGGAAGUAGUUUUGUUGUCCUGUGCUUCUAUAUUCUGUUUUGACAUUCAUAUUGUUUUUUACCUUUGCAAAAAUAGUUAAGCUUACUAUGUUUUAUUUCUAAAUGUCGUAUCUUUUUUAUUUAUGAUAAUGAACAAGUUUUGGUUGCUCGA